Conger conger (European conger) is the source of this 4014-nucleotide messenger RNA. RefSeq names its product somatostatin receptor type 2-like. The transcript has 2 exons. Gene Ontology annotation, biological process: neuropeptide signaling pathway; cellular response to estradiol stimulus; cellular response to glucocorticoid stimulus. The coding region runs from base 214 to 1332 and encodes 372 amino acids. Gene Ontology annotation, cellular component: neuron projection; membrane. Lineage: Eukaryota; Metazoa; Chordata; Actinopteri; Anguilliformes; Congridae. Gene Ontology annotation, molecular function: somatostatin receptor activity; neuropeptide binding. The record is from RefSeq and is a predicted model, not a curated record.
AGUUGACCGCAACUGAAUGCAGUUCAAUUCGGUACGCAUUCGGUGAACAGGUGUCUGAGAGGCGAACGGAUUCUUCCAGGUUCCAAGGCACAGGGCUGAAAAUAUUUUGGAAUUCACCUAGCUCUUUUGCAAUGCCCAUCAACGGAAUUAACUUUUAUAUUUAAAGGUGAGACCACACUCUGGGCCGGCUGUACUUGAGAGAGACUCGUCACCAUGGACACCUGGAUAUUUCCCUCCACCCCACCGAACCUGUCCGAGCCCCUCAUGUACGACAGCUACAUCCUGGGCAACGAGACGGACCAGAAGCACAGCCCCAAUGUCACCGACCACAACUUCGACAAGACCAGCACGGUGAUCAUCACCUUCAUGUACUUUGUGGUUUGCGCCGUGGGGCUCUGCGGCAACACGCUGGUCAUCUACGUCAUACUACGCUACGCUAAGAUGAAGACCGUCACCAACAUCUACAUCCUGAACCUGGCUGUGGCCGACGAGCUCUUCAUCCUGGGCCUCCCCUUCUUCGCCAUCCAGCUGGCGAUGGUCCACUGGCCUUUCGGGCUGGUGCUCUGCCGCGUGGUCAUGACGGUCGACUCCCUCAACCAGUUCACCAGCAUCUUCUGCCUGAUGGUCAUGAGCAUCGACCGCUACCUGGCCGUGGUCCACCCAAUCAAGUCCACCAAGUGGAGGAAGCCUCGCAUGGCCAAGACCAUCAACCUGGCGGUGUGGGGGAUCUCUCUGCUGGUCAACCUGCCCAUCGUCAUCUACAGCGGGCUGAUCAUCAAGAACGAGAGCUGCUUCUGCACCAUCGUGUGGCCCGAGCCCCAGGAGGCCUACCAGACCGCCUUCAUGUUCUACACCUUCCUCCUGGGUUUCUUCCUCCCUCUGGCCGUCAUCUGCCUCUGCUACCUGUUCAUCAUCAUCAAGGUGAAGUCGUCGGGCAUCCGGGUGGGCUCGUCCAAGCGCAAGCGCUCGGAGCGCAAGGUGACGCGCAUGGUCUCCAUCGUGGUGGCGGUCUUCGUCCUCUGCUGGCUGCCUUUCUACGUCUUCAACGUGACCUCGGUGACGGGGACCAUCAGCACCACGCCGGUGCUCAAGAGCACCUUCGACUUCGUGGUGGUGCUGGGAUACGCCAACAGCUGCGCCAACCCCAUCCUCUAUGCCUUCCUGUCGGAGAACUUCAAGAAGAGCUUCCAGAACGUUCUGUGCCUGAAGAAGGUGGGCGGGCUGGACGAGGCGGAGCGCAGCGACAGUCGGCAGGACAAGUCUCGGAUGAUGAACGACGCCACGGAGACGCAGAGCACGCUGCUCAACGGCGACCUGCAGACCAGCAUCUGAGCCACGGGAGGAAGGAGGGAGUGCCCACGGAGGGUCAGCAGUCCACCCCCUUAUCUCCAAUCCCGCCCGAAAAUACGAUCCGGGGACCCGUCUGAUUGAUGCUGAAGGUCCACCAUUUCUAACCACAGCCCCAGCAAAGAGCCAGUGAUGUAUCAGAUAAACAAGAUGGGGGGAGGAGUCAGGAGGUCAGGUGGAAUCCCUUUCUCUCUGACCAAAAAAAAACAUUCAAUACUUUAAAGCAUAACAAGGAUCUUUCCUAAGACUCCAAGUCAGACACAGGGAAACCCCAACUUCCUCCCUACAUCCCUGGUGACUGUCACCUGAUUUCAUCACUCUGAACACCUGGUUCUCAGCUCAUGUUUUUUGGAGGAGCGAAAGAAGAUUUGAAAAAGCCAAGCUCAAGAGAGGUGGUGCCAUUUCCUCGUAAAAAUAUUGAAAGGAUCACAGACUUACUUUGAUGGGGUUUCCGUGGGAGGUCUUCUGAUCGGGGCCCAUUUUGAUUGGUUGGUACCGGGGCAGAGGAGAUGAAGAAUUCUCAAUCUCCUCCUCCGUUUCAGGGCAGUGCUCAUUGUCAAAGGUGCUGAAACAAAUCAAAGUCACCAUGAGGAGGAUGCUGACACCUUACCUAUAUUUCAACCGUAUCUCUUCUAUUUCCUGUUUACUUAUGAUUGGUCAACUUAAGGUUAGAUGUAUGCAUUUCAGACACAUGCAUCUGAGACGACUGAGAUAUACAUGCAUUUAAUUUCAAGUUCUUUAACCAUUCCAUGAAAGUGUGUCCUGUUUUAGCAACAACAUUAAAAAAGGAAUGCGUUUUUUGGGUAAGAUGAGACAAAAGAUUGAAAUGUUUCAGGUAUACUGCCUUUAUAGUUAGUUGGUUUUACUCUUUCAAAGAGCAAAAGGCAUCUGUGGUUUGGAAGUUCUUGCUCCUACUACACCGACCCAACCUGUGUUUCAUGCUCUUCGGUUACCUCUGAACAUGGAGCUUGGCUUUGCUCUCCCAACCAAGGGCAGAGAUGACUGAUAAGACCGGCAUCUCACUGAGAUCAAGGCAGGAGCUCUGAUACAGUACAAACAAGCCUUAGCAGCAAUUUUAAGGAAAAUAUAUUUAAGGAUUUCAGCACACAUUACCCACCACCGUUCUUCAUGAUAACUUUUAAAUCAGUCCUCUGUUUUACUGAUGCCUAGGUGGAAUUAAUGCUUUCAUGUGUAAUUACAAGAUGAGAAGCAUUUUAGUGGCUAUCUGUUCAGACUUAACAAUCCCUUCGAUAACAGCAGUGCUGUAAUGAACCACGAAUAUUAAUUUGCGAUUGAAAGGCGUUAGAACCAUCUGUGUCACAUCUUUCCCACGGCACAGCUUGCGAUUUCAAGGCAGAGACUGUUAGGCGUACUGGCCAGCAUUUAGGCAGUCUGGCUAUAGGAUUAUAGACCUUUUCCAGACAUGGACCUCUUUUGCAAGACCACCAAAACAUGGCUGUCUAUCAGUGGUCCUUGCUGCUACGCGGAGGAAAUGAGACUGAAUAUGGCAGCAUGCCGUUUCCUCAAACACGUCGACAUGAAUCCGGUUUUGCAGGCUCACCUUCAGGUUUUCCCUGGUCGAAUUAACUUGACGUGGCCAGUUUUUGAAGUACACCUCCAUGCCAUGAGUUCCAUGGAAUUCUGGGAAGUGAGACGUGAGAACAGGACUGUUCAACCACUCUCUCACGAUGACAAAUUUACUUUUUAUUUUUAGAAUGUGUAUGCGUUUCUACUUGCGAGAAAGUUUAUGUGCGUGUUCGCACUAGUGGGAGUGUGUGUUUGUGUGCAUUUACUCAAGUGGGUGAGUGUAUACGUUUGGGCAUCUGUGUGUACGUGUUCAUGCCGGUGGGAGAGAGUGCAUGUGUGCUUGUGUUCAAAAUAGCACACGAUCCCUGGCAAUGCAUAGAACUGUGGUUACAGCGUUUCGUUUAAUCACGAAGACCAUGACGUAGUAACUUGCAGUCCUGGCACAACAUUGUCACAGGCACAUACCAAACUGCUGCUAGUGUAUAGAUCUAGGUUGUUUUUUUAGAGUCCUUGCUUGUGUCCAGUUCGCAUUCUAGUGAACGGAUGUGUGAAAUAUGUUGCAUUUAUUUAGCAGUGUAAAAAAGAAUUUAACUUGAUGACGCAGAAACUAUUUCCUUUCUCCAUUUUCCAGUUCAGUAAGAAAGAUUACCUGUUGAUAUCAUUAUUACUAUUAUUAUAUAUUAAUAACAAUAUAAUCUCUGUCAUUAUGAAUACAAAUAGGUAUUGUAUUUAAGAAAGCAGCAUAUUUUACAACUGAGAUGCUUUUUGUAUUUGCGAUUUGUAAGAAUGAAGUACUGUUGAAAUGUCUGUCAUUUAUAUCCGGUGAGCAGAUUGUGUAAAUGAAAAGAGAAAGUGUUCUGCAGAUAAGGCCGGGGAGAGGCGAUUAACGCCGCGGUGCGUUCAGUUCACCACACCCGCUCGAACUGGAGCAGUGCGUUGGGGAGUCCCCGGACGGGACGCCUCGAAACCUGAGCGUUGCGCAGAUGAAACCAUGACCGCCUUCUGGGGUCUCCGUGGUAACCUGUGAGGCGUUCCAUUAAAUGAGACAUUUGUGAAGGGCUAGAACACACACCCCUUUGGGUGAAGCGUUCCUAAUUACCCCCCUCCCCUCCAAACACACACACACACACACACACACAC